Penicillium verrucosum is the source of this 3312-nucleotide messenger RNA. RefSeq names its product ABC transporter permease/ATP-binding protein. Lineage: Eukaryota; Fungi; Ascomycota; Eurotiomycetes; Eurotiales; Aspergillaceae. The record is from RefSeq and is a predicted model, not a curated record. Gene Ontology annotation, molecular function: ATP binding; ATP hydrolysis activity; ABC-type transporter activity. Gene Ontology annotation, cellular component: membrane. Gene Ontology annotation, biological process: transmembrane transport. The transcript has a single exon. Bases 1 to 3312 code for a protein of 1103 amino acids.
AUGCCGGCGCUGCUAACAGGUUUAUUGAUUGGCAGUAUACAAGACAGCUGGUCUGGGGGUUCAUCCCAAGACAGAUCUAAUACCGAAUUGACGCGCUUCACAAUUUACUUUGUGUAUCUUUUUCUGGGCGAGAUAGUGUCAUGCUACAUUGCCAAUAUCGGAUUCAUCCGUACUGGCAUCAUAUUAUCGAGCCGGAUCAGAGAACGGUAUUUGGCUGCGCUUCUAAGUCAAAACAUUGCCUUCUUUGACAAUAUUGGAGCCGGAGAAAUAUCAACUCAUAUCACCGCCGACGCGGAUUUAAUUCGAGAUGGUAUUUCAGAGAAAGUCAGUGUUGCUGUACAGUGCUCUGCAUCGGUUAUCACCGCCUUCGUCAUAGCUUUCAUGCGAGACUGGAGGUUGACACUUAUCCUGGCCUCUAGUAUCAUCUGCAUCACCCUUGUGUUUGCUGCCGCCGGUAUAAUGCUCACAAAAUAUCGUCAGCAAUGGUUGGGAGAGACCGCAGCAUCUGGUACCAUUGUCGAAGAGGUGUUUUCAUCCAUCAGAACGGUCGUGGGGCUCAAUGCGCAAUCUGAGCUUGUGGCCCGAUACGAUGGCUGUCUAGCUAAAGCAGAACGGUUUGCAAAUAACGCUAGGCUUAUAUCCGGUGCUCUGCUUGGUGCUGUCUUUGCUGUUAUCUACCUGGCUAUCGGUUUGGGAUUCUGGAUGGGUUCGCGCUUCCUGGUAGCGGGUACAUCCUCGUACGUCGAUAUCCUGACCAUUAUCCUCGCGACAGUGACCGGCAUCGCUUGUCUUGGUGGUAUAGUUCCCCCACUUCAAGUCUUCACUAUUGCUACAGCCGCUGGAUCAAGACUGUAUAGCACCAUUGACAGAAGACCUCCCGGGACCGCGAGUCGUCCUUCCGAAGGAAAGAUAGACAGUGUGCUUGGUCAUAUUGAGUUACAAAAUGUCAGACACGUAUAUCCUUCAAGACCAGAUGUCGUUGUUUUGGAUAACCUGAGCUUGGAUAUUGAGCCUGGAAAAACGACAGCCAUUGUUGGACCGUCUGGGUCCGGAAAGAGCACCAUAAUCGAACUUCUCGAGCGUUUCUAUGAUCCCCUUGCUGGCAAUAUUCUCUUGGAUGGUCACAAACUCUCAGAGCUGAGCCCAAAUUGGUUAAGGCAGCAAAUUUCGCUGGUCCAGCAAUCACCUACAUUGUUUGCUACGACUAUAUUCGAGAACAUACGGUAUGGUCUGAUUGGAACGCCCCAUGAGAAUGCAUCCAAGGAGGAUAUCGAGAAUAUUGUCUACGAUGCCACUCGCGUCGCAAAUGCCCACGACUUCAUCACUCAGUUACCUGACAGCUACGACACCCUUGUUGGCGAGGCUGGCGUGUUACUCUCCGGUGGCCAGAAACAACGCAUUGCCAUCGCUCGCGCCCUCAUCUCCGAUCCUCGAAUUCUUCUUCUUGACGAAGCCACCUCUGCCUUGGACUCGACGAGUGAAUCUAUUGUUCAAGCUGCAAUCGAGAAAGCAUCUCAAGGGAGAACGACCAUUGUUGUGGCUCAUCGUUUGUCAACCGUCAAAUCUGCGCACAAAAUCAUCGUCUUGUCUGGUGGUCAACUCGUUGAACAAGGUACUCAUGGCUUUCUUCAAGAAAAGAAUGGAGUGUAUAAUCGACUAGCUAAAUCACAGGCUGUCGACUUGAAUGAAAAGGAAUCUCUCGAGGAUGAGAAUUAUUUGGAAGUUUCCAUCCAAAAUGCUAAAUCUGUCUCCGAAGAGACAGAAAAAGAGCCUCCGCCGGUCACCGGAAGCCCUUUGUUUGAUACAGUCCACAAGGAGGCAUAUGCUAUCGAGAGCCUGGAUCGCCCAAGCCACCAGUAUUCGAUGCGGACCCUUCUGAGGUUUGUGAAUGGUUUCCACAAGGACUCUAUGACAUUGGUGUCAAUGGGGUUUCUAGCUUCAAUCCAAACAGGAGCUGGUGCACCCGUUCAGGCAGUGUUUCUGGCCAAAUGUCUUACUGCACUGGCAAAACCUCAAGCUGAAUUUUCACAGCUUCGGUCCGAGACAAAUCUUUGGGCUGGAUUGCACGUCGUCUUGGCUUUUGUACAGUUCUUCGCUUACUCGGCUCAAGCCUCUGCUCUGGGUAAAUGUACAGAGAGGCUUAUCCGUCGUCUCGGUGGCUUGUCCUUCCAGGCCCUGCUCGACAAAGACAUGUCUUUCUUUGAUAUGGAGGAGCACGGUGUCGGCGCACUGGUAUCAUUUCUCGGCACUGAGCCAGCCAGUAUGGCGGGCAUGGGUUGCUACGCCAUCGGAAAUUACAUUAUGGCACUCACAACUCUCAUCGGUGCCAUCGCAACCAGUCUAGCUGUUGGAUGGAAACUUGGACUUGUCGGUGCAGCUACAGUCCCUAUUCUUCUGAUCUGCGGAUUCCUUCGAUUCCGCGUCAUGGCUCAGCUUGAGGCCCAUAUUCGUCAAGUAUAUCAAGAAACAGCAUCACUAGCCAGUGAAGCAGUCUCGGCUAUCCGCACUGUCAUAUCUCUAAAUCGGGAGUCCAAUGUUGCAGCAAUAUUUCACAAUAAGCUGGUCGAACAAGAUUCGAAGAGCAUUCGCUCCAGCCUGACAACUUCGGCCCUUUUCGCCUUUUCUCAAUCGGCACCUUUGCUGUGUACUGCCCUUGGCUUAUGGUAUGGUGGCACCCUCGUUAUUAGUGGGGAGUAUGGAUUAUUCCAGUUCAUCCUGAGUUUCGCUGCUGUUAACAUCUGCGGUGACGCUGCCGGCUUGAUAUUUAGCAGCUCGCCAGAUCUAGCCAAGGCAAAGCUGUCGGCCAUCCGACUUAAAGGGCUGUUGGAUCGACAAUCACAGCCCAAAUCACAGCCCCAAUUGGAUUUUAGCGAAUCUCAACCUCUUUUGCAAGGAAGUAUUGGAUUCCGGAAUGUCCACUUUUCGUAUCCUACACGCCCUGACCGGAAAAUACUGAAUGGCCUCGAUCUCACUGUACACAAGGGCAAAUACAUCGCUUUGGUUGGACCCAGUGGAUGCGGGAAAAGCACGAUUGUUGCACUUUUAGAACGUUUCUACCAUCCUCUCGCCGGCCUUGUUACAAUGGACGACCGGGAUCUCUCCUCAAUGGAUAUGAGCGCAUACCGCAAUCAAGUGGCACUUGUGAACCAAGAGCCUACACUCUUCCAGGGCACCAUCCGAGAUAAUCUCCUCCUAGGACUCGACGCAGCAAAGUAUUCCCAGGAAGUAUUGGAGACCAUCUGCAAGGACGCGCAUAUCCUUGAUUUUAUCCAUUCACUACCGCAAGUCAUUCGCCGAAUUUUAUAUCGCUAG